AUGGCUGGGACUGUAAACUCGGUGGACUCUGAUCCGCCCAUUGGCCUCGUGGUGGCGCUCUUUCAGGAUGGUUUUGUCUGCCGCCACAUCAACAAGGAGAACGAGGGAGUCGAGGGCUUCGCCCAGCCUUACGACGCCGAAUCCAGUUAUUUUCUCGCGUGUAUCGAUAACGGACGCGUCCCUGAAGGGCUCCCCGAUAUGAUCGCAUGUGCACACUACAAUGGGAGCGUGCUGACUGAGAUCCGAGACUACAGGGAGAUGCGGGACGUUCUGUGCCCACCCCCGACCCUGCAAUCGAUGUUCGACCGCUUUCCUGAUGUCACGCCUAGCGAGUUGGAGACGCUUGCGUUGGAUGCUAAGCGGCAGCUUCUUCAGGAAGAAGAUGUGUUGCUCUCAUCAUCAUCGACAGAGUCAUCGUCGCCGAGAGAAGAAUCGCGCGCGGGAUUUUCAAUAACGCCGACGACUCGGUCACGGUUGCACAAUGGACUAGAGGCUUCUCCACCGGCGUCAUUAUUGUCACCUAUUGAGCGGAAAAGUGCCCGAUCGAGCCUCAAUGGCCAAGAAGAUAAUUCAACCAAGCGGUGCAAGCGGCAAAUUGAGACCAACGAUCUUCUUGCCGAAGAUGCAGCGUCAGUUACCCCGCUACCAGCGACACAACUGUUUCUAUCAAAGCUGAAAGGGAAGAGACGGAGGCCAGAAAAUGAAGUGCUUUAUGGCAAGCCUGCGUGGGUGACAAUUGCUCGCGUGGGGAGAUUUGUUCGUGCAGCUACACGCUUGGAACGUGAACAUUCCCGAUUUCUCCAUCACGUAGCAGGCAGUAUGCGCUAUCUUGCUCGGCAACUUGGUGACUUGACUCGCCCCAGCGACGUGAUCGCAGUAGCAAGCGCCCGAGAGUUGAAAAUAGCGGAAGAUGAAGGACGGGAGCUUCAAGAUCCAGACUGGAUGGAUAAUGGUGAGCGUUGUCCCUUACCACUUGCAACCGACUCAGCCAGCUUGAUCAAGGACUACCAGCCAACAGCAGCAGCGCCUCACUUCAACGCUUUCGAUGACGACGGCAACCUCCAGCUACAAUCUGCUUAG
Molecule: messenger RNA, 1080 nt
Organism: Phytophthora sojae
Lineage: Eukaryota; Oomycota; Peronosporomycetes; Peronosporales; Peronosporaceae
Exons: 8
Coding region: 1-1080 (359 amino acids)
Source: RefSeq, a predicted model, not a curated record